Messenger RNA from Bombina bombina (fire-bellied toad), 2523 nucleotides. It is a transcript of the gene BRSK2, whose product is annotated as BR serine/threonine kinase 2. The transcript is spliced from 20 exons. Gene Ontology annotation, molecular function: ATP binding; tau-protein kinase activity; protein serine/threonine kinase activity. The record is from RefSeq and is a predicted model, not a curated record. Gene Ontology annotation, biological process: microtubule cytoskeleton organization; intracellular signal transduction; protein phosphorylation. Gene Ontology annotation, cellular component: cytoplasm. NCBI's taxonomy places the organism in Eukaryota, Metazoa, Chordata, Amphibia, Anura, Bombinatoridae. Bases 1 to 2523 code for a protein of 840 amino acids.
AUGACCACAGUGGGGAAAGAUAGUAGUGGAACACCACACAUGCAAUAUGUGGGUCCAUACCGGCUGGAGAAGACGCUGGGGAAGGGUCAGACAGGUCUGGUGAAACUUGGCGUUCAUUGUGUUACAUGUCAAAAAGUUGCCAUCAAAAUAGUCAACAGAGAGAAACUCAGCGAAUCUGUGCUAAUGAAGGUGGAGCGUGAGAUUGCAAUUCUGAAGCUAAUAGAACAUCCGCACGUUCUAAAGCUGCACGAUGUGUAUGAGAACAAGAAAUACUUGUACUUGGUGCUGGAGCACGUGUCAGGGGGAGAGCUCUUUGAUUACCUUGUGAAGAAAGGACGUCUUACUCCAAAAGAAGCUCGCAAAUUCUUUCGGCAGAUCAUCUCAGCGUUGGACUUCUGUCACAGCCAUUCCAUUUGUCACAGGGAUUUGAAGCCAGAAAACCUUCUUCUGGAUGAGAGGAAUAAUAUUCGCAUUGCAGAUUUUGGAAUGGCCUCUCUGCAGGUCGGAGAUAGUCUGCUGGAGACAAGCUGUGGGUCCCCACAUUACGCCUGCCCUGAAGUCAUCAGGGGGGAGAAGUAUGACGGCAGGAAGGCAGACAUCUGGAGCUGUGGAGUUAUCUUAUUUGCUUUGCUCGUGGGCGCCCUCCCGUUUGAUGAUGACAACCUGCGGCAACUCCUGGAGAAGGUGAAACGGGGAGUCUUCCAUAUGCCUCAUUUCAUACCACCAGAAUGCCAGAACCUGCUGUGUGGGAUGAUUGAAGUGGAGCCCAUGAAGAGGCUGACGUUAGAAGCCAUACAGAAGCACAACUGGUACAUUGGGGGGAAGAAUGAGCCUGAGCCAGAACAGGCUGUUCCAAGAAAGGUACAGAUGGGAUCUCUACCAUCACUGGAGGACUUGGACCCUGAUGUGCUAGAGAGUAUGCACUCCCUGGGCUGCUUCAGAGAUCGCAACAAACUGCUGCAGGAUCUACUGUCUGAGGAGGAAAAUCAGGAGAAAAUGAUCUAUUUCCUGCUGCUAGACCGGAAGGAGAGAUACCCAAGCCAAGAAGACGAGGAUCUACCGCCAAGAGUAGACAUUGACCCACCACGGAAACGAGUGGACUCCCCCAUGCUGACACGGCAUGGGAAAAGGAGGCCAGAGAGAAAGUCUAUGGAGGUUCUUAGUGGAACAGAUGGUGGAUCUCCGGUGCCAGCUCGUAGGGCUAUAGAAAUGGCACAGCAUGGACAAAGGUCGCGCUCCAUCAGCGGUGCUUCUUCAGGACUCUCCACCAGCCCUAUUAGUAGUCCUAGACCAAUAAGGAGGUUUUUUGCCCUUCCUCAGCCUCCAACUCCAUCUCCUCCUUCCCACCCAUCCUCAACCUCUGAAACUUCAGGGCGCAAUGGUUCCCAUCUAGCACACCCUAAAACCCAUACAUUCCCCCCUAAGCCCCGAGCUUCUGAGAAACCUCUCCAGACAACCCGAUCCCACCCUUUGUCUUCCACCAACACCUCUAAUGUAACCCCUCAAACUGUCAGUAAUCCCAGUGUACACAUAUCUUCCCGAAACCCAGCCAGGUCGCCAGCUUCUGACCUGGCCCCCAAAUCUGUGCCCCUUAUACAGGUUACCCCUCAUCCGUCACCCCGUGGCAGCCCCCUCCCCACUCCCAAGGGGACACCUGUCCACACGCCCAAGGAAAGUCCAGCGGGUACUCCCUCCCCUACUCCCCCAUCCAGCCCUAGCAUUGGAGGAAUGCCCUGGAGAACGAGGCUAAACUCUAUCAAGAAUAACUUCCUGGGUUCACCGCGAUUCCACAGACGCAAACUACAAGUUCCUACAGCUGAUGAAAUGACCAACCUGACACCAGAAUCAUCUCCAGAACUUGCCAAGAAGUCUUGGUUUGGUAAUUUUCUCACCCUGGAAAAGGAGGAUCAGAUCUUUGUGGUCAUUAAGGACAAACCUUUAAGCUCAAUUAAAGCAGAUAUUGUCCAAGCCUUUCUUUCGAUCCCAAGUCUCAGUCACAGUGUAAUCUCACAGACGAGCUUCCGAGCAGAAUACAAAUCCACAGGGGGUCCGUCCGUCUUCCAGAAGCCAGUGAAGUUUCAGGUGGACAUCACAUACUCAGAGAGUGGGGAAAAGCAGAAAGACAGUGGGAUUUAUUCCGUCACAUUCACUCUGCUGUCAGGUCCAAGUCGGAGAUUUAAACGGGUUGUGGAUACUAUUCAGACUCAGCUUCUGAGCUCACAUGAGCAGCCGUCUGUACUGCAGCUUUCAGACCCCAAUAACUGUAUGGAGUAUCUCAGUGGGAAGCUCUCAAAAUGUGGCCGCCCAAUCAGUAACUUCUUUGACGUACUUAAACAACUUUUUUCAGACGAGAAGAACGGUCACACCUCUUCCCCCCCUGGGCCCCUCAGCAAGCAGCGUCCGGCUGAUAACAAGGAACAGGGGCCCCUGGGAGCCAGCGGGAAGGAGAGAGCCAGGAAAACCAGCCCAGUCAUCACUCAGGAGUCCCCUGUCCCUGCCUCCCCCAGCAAACAGGGCACAUAA